CUGGCCGGUCCAGACAUACCUCUCGGCCGGCUCGGGCGGAGACGUCGUCAGGGUUAGCCGCUGCGGGGACGGCGACAGCGGCACCACGCAGUCCCCUACUGCGGAGAGGGCCAUGGAGGCCGCCAUCUGCGCCUGGUACGCGGCCUCCUCCGCUGUUGCCGCUUCGGCCUUCCGUCACUCCUCCUCAAUGGAGUUGGUGAAGGCCUCCGCCAGCGCUGCCUGGUAGGCCGCCUCGGCUUCCUCCUCCUCUGGCUGAACGACAGGGGGAGGCGGAGGGUUGAUGUGGUGGUGGUGCACGCCGCGCCGCCGUUGCUCCGCGUGUUCGAGGGCAAACCAGACCUGCCAAUUGGGAGAGUCUGCGGCGUACUCGGGCAUGCGCCGCUGCGCCGGCGUGAGCUACGCCCGCCGCUUGCGCACCUCGUCAUCGUGCUCCCGCUAUGUCCGCGGCACCGUCGGCAUCGGGAUCCGCUGUGGAUUGAGGUGCCAGUGGUGUGGCAGCGUGAUGUCCAGGUAUGGAGCGGCUACCUGAACUCCCAGUGUCACCGCGCUUGGUGCACCGGGAUGUUCAGACGCUGCCGACCUGAUGAGCGGGCAGGUGCCGGCGGCGGAGGAGGAGGAGGGGGGGAGGAGCACGAGAGGAUGAGGCACCGGGGUGCCCUUGCCCUUGCCGCUAAAGAACCCCAUGGCUAGGGUUUUGAGUUGUCGCCGGCGAGGAAGCGGGAAGGGGGUAGGGGGGGGGCAGAUGUGGACGGAAGUGGAUGAGGCCGCCCCCUCCCACACGCGAGGGUUAAAAAAGGACGCUUUCACUGGCUGACUAGUGGGCCCGGUGUUGGUGGUCGUCAUAAAUUAGAUGGCGGGCGGUAGUUGGGUGGCCGCCAAAUGGGACCGUGGCGGACACCAAGGAGGCGCGCGCCGUGUCCGUGCCGAAGCAUUCCAAGCGCAAUUUUGGGCCUGAAAUGGGUUCGGGUCGGUGCGUUGGGUCUCCACUUUUGUCCGCGCCGACCCCAACGCAGACGAUUUGGAUCGCCCUGUUGGAGUUGCUCUAAACGUAUCCACGUGGAAGAGUGCUCCGAUCUAAUCUUUCCGACACGUAAGCUAUAUGGAGAGGCCAGGGUGCGCGUGCAUAGGAAAAUAUAUGUACGGACGUGGGUACCCGUCCGUCCGGACAAAACCCUAGUUGAUCCAUAUCGAGCGAUCCCAUGGCGCUGCCGCUGCUGGCGAGGAGGCUCGCUCUGCGACUGCCGCUGCCGGUCUCGACCUCCCCGCCGCCAGCAACUCAGCGGCCUUUCUUCACCCGCAUAUUCAACUCCACCUCUAAGGUUCAAGAGAAGCAAGGAAGAAUAUUUAAUUUGGAAUCAGUUAGUGAAGAGGAGAUCCAACACGAGGCACACCUUGUAGAAGAACAACGACUUCAUGAAGUUUGGCGACGUAGGAGGAAUGAGCACAAGAAGAUGUCGGAAAUUUUUAAGCAUGUAUGGGGGAGUAUGAAGUUGUGGGCUGGUGGUAUCGUUGUAACAGAGCUCAUUUUAUUUGUUGAUGAUGUGCGACGCAACACUGCUAGUACUCCUACUAGCGUGGAAGAACCUAACAAGAAGUGCCCGUGUUGCGGCACUCACCUACACGAUUAAUUAACUAUCAAAAGCUAAGUUGCAUCCGACAGUUGAUGCCCAGUUUUUAUAUCCUAAUAACAAUUGUGCCGGUAUGCAUGUGCUUUAUUUUAUUGUGAUGAGCAUUAUUACGUGUGAA
Triticum aestivum (bread wheat) is the source of this 1746-nucleotide messenger RNA. RefSeq lists its product as uncharacterized. The transcript has 3 exons. The coding region runs from base 1200 to 1628 and encodes 142 amino acids. Lineage: Eukaryota; Viridiplantae; Streptophyta; Magnoliopsida; Poales; Poaceae. The record is from RefSeq and is a predicted model, not a curated record.